This is a messenger RNA of Oncorhynchus tshawytscha (Chinook salmon), 2634 nucleotides long. RefSeq names its product opioid-binding protein/cell adhesion molecule. The coding region runs from base 536 to 1567 and encodes 343 amino acids. Lineage: Eukaryota; Metazoa; Chordata; Actinopteri; Salmoniformes; Salmonidae. The transcript has 7 exons. Gene Ontology annotation, cellular component: neuron projection. The record is from RefSeq and is a predicted model, not a curated record.
ACUGCAGACUUGCCUGUACGCGAGGCACACACUGGAAUCAAGGAGUGCUUUCACCUGAUUCCGCGGUGCUGGCUGGUUGUUGGAUUUAGUUUAUGUUCUUGAUAAAUAAGGAUACAAAACUGAUUUUAGAGCAUACUUGUUUCUAGAGUCACUGCAGUGUUGUGCUGUAUCGGGAGAACUACCCAAGUGGAGACUUUGCUGAUGCAUCUUUGCGCGAGCAUCCAUCUCUUGGCGAUUACAAAUAACAUACACAAAGCUGGGGAGACGGUCUACGUCAGCUUUCAGAAAACACACAUCGCUUUUUUCCUCUGAAGCUUGUUGUAGCUGGAAAUUUCUUGGAGAUAGGUUACUAGAGGCACAGAUAUAGCUUACUUUUUGAUAUUCUCACCUUAUAGUUGAGGCAAGCAAAUAGAGGUCGACCACCAACCACAACAGCAUUUCGAGUGGAGUUGAAUUUCUGUGGGCAUCACUAUUUCGCACGGAGCAAGGAGUAUUUGACAUUCAAGUUUUUGUGGAAGUUGCGCACUGACGGAAAAUGGGCAUUUGUGGUUAUUUUGUGGCGCCUUGGAAAUGCCUUGUUGUCAUCGGUGUAAGACUGUUAUUCCUUGUACCUGCAGGAGUGCCAGCGAGGAGCGGGGAUUCUUUUUCUAAGGACAACAUCACUGUCAGACAAGGGGACAGUGCCGUCUUAAAAUGUACUGUGGAUAGCAAGGUAUCGCGGGUGGCUUGGCUCAACCGCACCACCAUUCUCUACGCGGGGGCUGACAAGUGGUCUCUGGACCCUCGAGUGGUCCGAAUGGACAACACACCCGUGACAGAGUACAGCAUAAAGAUCCAGAAUGUGAAUGUACACGACGAGGGGCCCUACGUGUGCUCCAUCCUCACAAGCAACAAACCCAAAUCGUCCAAAGUGCAUCUCAUCGUUCAAGUUCCUGCGAAGAUCACAAACAUAUCGACGGACAUCACAGUGAACGAGGGCAGCAAUGUAACUCUCAUGUGUCUGGCCAUUGGACGACCAGAGCCUAACAUCAUAUGGAAACAUCGCUCUGCAAAAGGACACAAAUUUGUCACUGAAGGGGAAUAUGUUGAUAUGACAGCGAUCACUAAAGAACAGUCGGGAUCGUAUGAAUGCAUCUCUUCCAAUGACAUCUCAGCCCCAGAUGUGAAGACAGUGAAAGUCACAGUCAAUUAUGCUCCCUUCAUUUUGAAGGCUGGGAGUACAGGUACCCCAGUGGGCCAAAAAGGGGUGCUCCAAUGUGAGGCCUCUGCUGUUCCUGGUGCAGAUUUUGAGUGGUACAAAGAGGACCGCAGACUCCUAAAUGGACUGAAUGGGAUUAAGAUAGAGAACCAAGGUAAACAAUCCAUGCUUAUGUUUUUGAAUGUUUCUGAAGAGGACUAUGGAAACUACACGUGUGUGGCCAUGAACACCAUGGGGAUCACCAAUGCAAGCAUAAUCCUCUACGGUCCCGGGACUAUGAUGCAUGAUGUGAACAGGGCUGCUCUGUCGCCCCACUGCUCCUUUUGCCUCCUGCUGACUGUUUUCUUGUUGUUCCUGCUCAAGUUUUGAUGCAACACGGUUCAUCCUCAGCUUUACUCAGCACUGAACAACAACAAGACUCUUGGUCCCAGAAGAAGAAAAGUAACAAAAGGAACUACCAAUAACAUCGUUGGUUCACCCUUCUUUUUUUUUGGUGUGCAUUGGCGGUAUGUCUUCAUUUGGACAAAAACCAGAAGACGGGACACGUCUAGGGUGGUGGGGAGGGAGAGGGUCGACAUGGAUGCUGAUCUGAGGUGAUGGUAGUACUACAGAGUUUGUGUCAAUCUAAACUUUUAUAUGUAAAAAAGGGAAACAAAAAGUUCAUGUAUGUGUUGAUAGUUGACUGGUUUUACCCAAAUAUUGAGGUGUACAUUCGGAUUACUGCUGUGUCAUGUCCUGUUUGAUCUCUGUACAAUAACAUAAGUUUUUCUUAAGUAAACAACAAAAAAAUGAAAACAUACAUUGUGAUUGUUGAAUUUACUGUAUUUUUACAGUUGUAUGCAACAGAAUAGUAACAAAAACAGACCAUUCAAUAUAAACAAUGUCAACUUCAGUGUAACAUAGUGUGCUAUCAUUUCUGAGGCAGAACAAUACAAUAUAAAAUAUUUAUGGAAUUUUUGUUACAAAUGAAGUCCAAGCACUGCAAAACAAACAUGAUUAAAACAUAAACAGUACUGAUAUAUAUUUUUUUUGGGGGGGGGUGUCACUAAGAAGGACUGCAUAGUCCAAGACAGUUUAUGACUGUACGUUGUCUGAAAUUGGCUUACACCUUUUUGAAAGGAAGUUGAGAAUGACAAGGCUGAUAUAGACAGGCAGAAAUGUCCUAUGAAAACAGGUUAUUCAUUGCACAAACAAUUCGGUCUCCCUCUGGCUAUAUACUGUAGUGUCAUCCCACAGUAUACCAUUUAGCUCAUGUUGGUGUCUACAAACAAAACACAAGUGGUUAAAUAAAAACAACAUUAUGCCAACGAUAUAAACUCAGCAAAAAAAUAAAUGUCAUCUUACUGUCAACUACGUUUAUUUUUAGCAAACUUAACAUGUGUAAAUAUUUUUAUGAACAUAACAAGAUUCAAAAACUGAGACAUAAACUGAACAGG